AUCUCGCAGUAUCGUGUUGACCCUCGACCGGAGAGGAUACGCGUCUUCUUACUGAUUUUUUUUUAAGUCGUUGCCUAUCUUCACUCUCUCUCUUUCUCUCUCUCUCGUACACACACUCAGUUACUCACUCACUCUCUCUCUCUCUCUCUCUCUCUCUCUCUCUCUCUGUUUGUCAGUCAGUCAUAAUUCCCUCUCUUUAUCGUACGCGUGUUUCGUCGUAAACUCUAACGCGCGUAAAGGGUUCGUCGUCGUAGGUCGUGUGUCUCGUACGUCGUGUUUGCGUGCUUGCGUGCUUUUUGCGCCUGUUCGACCGUCCUCGAGAAACGUGAGAAGCUCCGUUGCUUCUAAUUUCUCUUUCUCUAUUUCUCGUACGUACGUUCGUUCGUUCGUUCGUUCGUUCGUUCGUUCGUUCGUACGUUCGUACGUUCGUACGUUCGUACGUUCGUUCGUUGGUUCGUUCUCGUUGAUUCGUCGCCGUUCGUUGUAGACGACGAGUCCAAAUUCGUGCGCGAACAAACCGACAACGAAUAAAAAAAUCUCCCUGUGAAUUCUCUGUCCGUAUUUUUCUUUUUUUAUUUUUCUUUUUUUUUUUUAUUUUUCCUUUUUCUUUUUCCUCCGUACCUUUCUUCUUCGCUUUGAACAUUUUUGAGAGGAAAUUUUUCUUUUUUGCAAUCAAAAUCAAUCCAAUCAAUCGAUCAGUCAAUUAUUUAAUUAAUUGAUUAUUAUCAUCGCGAUUGUUCUUCUUUAAUUUUCUAUUCUUUUACUUUUUUUUUUUUUUUCUUUUUACUCUCUCUCUCUCUCUCUCUCUCUCUCUUUCCCUCCCUCCCUCCCUCCCCCUCCCUUCUCCUACCUCUUUCUCUCUGAUCGUUCGAGAACGGAGAGAGGUUGUUGUUAUUGUCGUUGUUCUUGUUCUUGUUGUUGUUGUUGUUGUUGUUGUUGUUGUCGUUGUUAUUGUUGUUGUAGGGAGAGAGAUGAAAAAUAAUAGUUGCGUUCGAAAAUAAUGUUGUGUGAUAUGUGAGGUGUUAUUCAAAGGAGAGGAAAAAUCGUAUUACUUUCUGGUGAAGAGAUUUUUAUUCCCCUUUCGUCGAACGAGAUGUUUCGUUUAACGUGGAUACGAUGGCCAUUGCUAUCAACGUUACUAUUGGGCUCCCAUAUAUUAUUGGUAGUUGCCCAAUGCGGAUCUUCGAUACAGGACAGACAAGAGAGUCAGGAUAGGCAAGACAAGUUAGCAUUGUACAAGAUCACUAUGAGAACAUAUUGGUCGAGGGCACGUUUUCCACGACAUUAUCCUGAAUGGAAACCUCCGGCACAAUUCGGCAAACUUAUCGGUCGAACGCACGACUCGACAUACACCCUUUAUAGAUUGGGUGAAAGACUUUCGACGGGGGCGAGAUUAUACGUUGAAACUGGGAGGGCUGACGGUUUGGAUGCCGGUGGUGAAUCUCAAAACACCCUUCACUCUUUCACGGGACCGCCUAUACCGCAGGGCGAGGGUACCAGCAUUGCCAGAGCCUUUCUUGAUGGAAACCAUACUUUAAUAAGCAUCAUGGCGAGGAUAAAUCCGAGUCCCGAUUGGUUCGUUGGGGUUGAUUCCUUUCAACUUUGCGUCGAAGGAAAUUGGGUCGACACCGUAACCGUCGAGCUCGACCCUUUGGAUGGUGGAACGGAUAACGGGUUCACAUUUACGGCUGCCAAUUGGCCUACGCAACCUCAAGGAAUAGCCUACAGAAUCACAUCCCGGUACCCGGCACAUCCCGCGGGAAGCUUCUAUUAUCCGAACCUACCACGACUACCACCGAUAGCAACCCUUACUUUCACUAAGUUGCGGGAAUACACUCUGACGGAGACCUAUCACGAGGACGACGUCGAGGUCGAGUUCGUAAGCAAUGACAAUCUACUAUCGAGCAAUCCGACCCCAAGAGGAAUCGAUCCGAACAGAGACCUAAACGAGGCCAUAGCGGAGGAACGAAGGGAAAUGGACACUCAGAGAUACAGAUAUUGGACCACAACAAGUAACGGACAAUCAUUAGUAACCGAUAUACCGCGCGAUGGAAAAUCUGCAAUAAUCGAUAGUAUCGCAUCGUCGUACGCAUUGCAAAGGCCAAGGUUAAAUGCAACACCAACUCCGAGAACGAACAAAUUGAUUGACCAAAAGAAUAAAUAUAACGAAGGAAAAUCGAAUUGGCCAUAUUAUCAGAUGUACAGGCACUCGGUGGAAGCACAAAAGGCAGAAAUUUUCAAGGACAUUCAAAGGAAAAUGGCUAACACGACAGGUGUUUCCAAAAUCGGUCAAUCGUGGAUGAAUAAUUCCACGGAUGUCUCACAACAACGUCAGCAUAAACUUAGAAUGAAACAUCAUAGGUUAAUGGCCAAGGGCAAACAUUUAAGAACGCGUCCACCGAGAGAUUGCAAGGUCAGCGAAUGGGGUCCAUGGAGUGCUUGCAGUCGUAGUUGCGGAGUAGGGGAAACACAGAGGACACGAAAAGUGACGAUAAAGUCGCGCCGAGGUGGAGCAGCUUGUCCGCCACUGAAGGAGACCAAAUGGUGUGGCAGUGUUAGUCCAUGUCCGGAGAACAACAAGUCUAAUCUCGAAGCGUUUCAUUGGUAGUCGUGUUAAGAAAAGGACGCCGAAUAACGACGACCUUUGACCUAAUCUUACGAGAAGAAUAAAGAGAACACACGGCCAGGUUAUCCCGAGAUUUAUUAUAUUAUAUAUACUCGAUUAAGGAAGGAUCUUGCGCGUGAAGAUGAUGACGACUGUAAAAAAAAAAAAAAAAAAAAAAAAAAAAACAAAAAAAAACAAAAAAAAAAAAAAAAAAAAGAAAAAAAAAAAAAAAAAAAGAAAAAAAACCGAUGAAAAAGAAAAAAAAGGAAAGGAAGAGGGGAAGAAGAAGAAGAAGAAGAAGAAGAGAAGAAACAAAAGGAGAAAACAAAUUGAGAAUUAAUGUUCUCUAUUUUUUUCGUCUAUGUUCUCUUCAGAUCCAUACGCAUCGUAUAUACAUAUAUAUAUAUCUGUAUAUGUAUAUACAUAUAUAAAUAUAUAUAUAUAUAUAUAUAUAUAUAUAUAUAUAUAUAUAUGAAUAUAAAAAUAAAAUUACAAUUGAUCCCUUGGAACGCGCCAAUAAUCUUCUUGAUAAACAUAUUCCUGAUUAAAUCACCAAAGAUUCGUCAAAUUUCAGACAUAUUUAAUUAAUUUUAUUAUUAUUAUUAUUUUUUUUUUAUUUUUAUUAUUAUUAUUAUUAUUAUUAUUAUUAUUAUUCGAAUCGAUCGGAUAGUUUUCAUUUUUACCGAUCGAGUAAGACCGAUCUCGAUGGGGAAGCCAUUUUUCCAAUUUAUCUUUUUUUUUUUUUGCUCUUUUCUUUUAACGGGGAUCGGAGAUAAAAAAAAAAGAGUUCGUAUUUUAACACUGAAAGAGAGAAUAUGAGAAUCAUUAUAACUUGCAUAGAUCACAUUAAUUUUGCAUAAAUAUACGUAUGAUAUGUAUGUAUAUGUGUAUAUUGUUCGUAAGUAAAAUCAAUCAAUCCAAUGCUGUUCUAAAGAGAAAAGACGAUCGAUGAUUAAACCGGAUUUAGUAUUUUUUCAAAAAUCCGAAAUAUGAAAAAUCCUUGAAACGUCGAACUAUGAUAUGCGAAGUCAAUAAAAUAUUUUUUAUUAGCCUUCAACGAUACAACAAUGAUCCGUGGAGGGGUAAAGGAUGGUCGAAAGGGUCGUUUGGAGGAGGGAAGGAGGAAAGAAUGGAGGGGUGGAAGGGGGAGGCGGUAGUGGUACGAUAUAUCGAACAUAAACGUUCGAUUAUUUUUCUCCUGAGAGAAGUUGAGAUACUUAUAAACGUUUUCAAAAAUGAAACAAGAUUACUAUUAACUAUUUCUCUCUCUCUCUCUCUCUCUCUCUCUCUCUCUCUCUCUCUCUCUCUCUCUCUUCUAUCUAUCUAUCUAUCUAUCUGAUUGAAAAAUUCUUUUUCAAAAUUCGACCGAACGCAUUGUCAACUUCGAAAAAAGUUUCACGUCGAAUUAUUAUACCAAAGAAUAAAAAUAAAGAAAUGAGAAUCGUCCCUAUCGUCUCGUAUAUAGGUAUUGAGGAAAUAACAAUAAAAAAAGAAGAAAAAAAAAAGAACAAGAAAAACAAACAAAAAUAAAAAAGAAACAACAAAGAGGGGGAGUAGCGUAAGAAUCAUGACAAAAAUGUUAUCAUUUGAAUCGAUAACAAUUACUCGAUACGAUAGCGCAGCAAUGAUAACGAAGACGAUAAAAAAAAGGGAGGACAAAAAGAGAGAGA
Molecule: messenger RNA, 4275 nt
Organism: Vespa crabro (European hornet)
Lineage: Eukaryota; Metazoa; Arthropoda; Insecta; Hymenoptera; Vespidae
Exons: 8
Coding region: 1094-2608 (504 amino acids)
Biological process (GO): cell adhesion
Cellular component (GO): extracellular matrix
Source: RefSeq, a predicted model, not a curated record